Molecule: messenger RNA, 2415 nt
Organism: Naegleria lovaniensis
Lineage: Eukaryota; Heterolobosea; Eutetramitea; Acrasida; Naegleriidae
Exons: 7
Coding region: 1-2415 (804 amino acids)
Molecular function (GO): protein binding
Source: RefSeq, a predicted model, not a curated record
AUGAUGAAUAAUGAAACGCAGGUGUCUCUUCCUCAUAUUCAGCUAUCGUUUCCCGAGUUGAGUUCAUCGUUGUUGCCUUCAGUUUCAGAGGUUCCUCUUACAGAGAUUAGGAAGAACGCUCAGAAAAAAGGACAACUUCUAGAACGGUAUCUUGUCGAUGAAAAUCUUGGAGAGGUGGAACGAGCUGAAUAUUUGCUCACGAAAGGAACUUCCGUACAAAAGUGUUCCGUGCUCGAAAACUUGCCCUCUCUCUUCCAAAGACAUCAACAAAAAGCCAUCUCAAAAAUAGUCACACUCUUCUCGGAUAAAAUCGGAAAAGAAGAUGAAGAAACACAAAUAAUGAUUGGAGACUAUUUGGUUCCAUGCUUCCCACUACUCCCUCCAGAAAAUAUGAAAGAAGUGUUUGCUCUCAUACAAUCAAUGAUAAAUAAUUCAGGAGAGCAUGUGGCAUCUGUAUGGCAGGAUGUAUUAAUUUCUGCCGUAGACUUUAUGUCUACGUCACUUUUGGAAAAUGAAAUUAUUCCUUUUGCCAUUCAAAAGGGAAGUUUAUCUGAAACAGAAAGCAACAGGUGUUUUUGUUCCAAGCUGUUGGGCUCUCUUUCUAAACGUCUACCUUUUCAAACAAUCAAGCAAUUGUAUCUUCAAAAGUCAUUAGAUCUUUGCCAAGACACUUCAUUCUCGGUGAGAAAGACAAUGGCACAAGAAAUUAUUAAUUUAUCAAAGGGAUUAGGUCCUGAAAAAUCCAAACAAUAUUUGAUGCCUGAAUUAAUACAACUUGUUAAAGAUGAAACCAAGCUGGUGAGACAGGCAGCACUGGAAACUCUAACAAACAUGCUUAGCUUUUUCGACGAAAAAUAUAGAGCAGAUCAAAUUCAACAAUAUUAUUUGAAUUGGAUCAAGUCACCCCCAAGUGAUUUGUACAGAAUACUGGUUGAGAGACUUGGAGAAAUAUUCUACUACCUACAAAUUAAGGAAGAAGAUCAAAUAUCAUGUUUUGUCAACUUUUUUGUUUCUGCUUCGAAAGAUAAUUCUCAAGAAAUUCGGGAAUUUUGCGCUUUCAAUUUUCCUGCCAUUGUUAAGUGUGUAGGAUCCAAGAGGUAUGAAAAAUGUUUGCAUAACAGUAUGGUGGCAUGUUGUGAGGAUCCCAGUGGGACUGUUAGGAAGAGAAUAGCUUCUGGUUUUCAUGAGAUAGUUAAGCUGUUAUCAGAGGAUGGAACAGCCAAACUGCUCAAAAACCUUUUCUUUUCCCUUCUUUCUGACACAAAUAUGGAAGUGAGAGACAAAAUUGUACAAAACUUGAACACCAUUUUGACAUGCUUCAAAACAGCUUUAGCAAAAACUUCGGAUUCCUUUUUUACUAAUGUGAUCAGUUCCAUCAACAACUACCACAGUGGAGUUCAAAACGAUUGGAGACGAUUGGAAAACUAUUUUUCUCAUUUUCAAUAUUUUCAUUUAUAUUUUUCGAGAGAGCAAAUUAUUGACACAUUCAUUCCCAUUCUUAAAAAACAAAUAUUUGAGGGAGUUGCACAACCUGUAAAAAUCCAAGCUGCAACGUCUCUCGUGAUUGUGACAAGAGGACUUCAAAGCUUACCAAGACAAAAAGAUAUUUUAUCGAGCUUGAUCAAAGAUCUUAUCAGCAGCAGAUCGUAUUCCAAUCGAAUGAUGUUUUUUGAUUUAUGUAUUCCAAUCAUGGAGCAUUAUAGCAAAAAAUUUUCAAAAGAGCUCUUAUUCGAAAACGUCAUGAAAAUGGAAAAGGACAAAGUCCCAAAUGUACGAAGACGAUUUUGUUUCAUGCUUCCAGAGCUGAAGAAAACCUUGACACUGCCCGAUGAUGUCAUUCUACUUGCUAAAAUUAAGGAAAAACUCUCCUAUUUGAGCUUGGAUAAAGACAAAGAUGUUAAGGAAGCAGCCAUGACUGCACGAAACAUUCUUCACACCAUUGAAACUGAAACCAAUCGAGGUUUCAGACUCAACCUUCAAAGUGCAGACGAGAUUGCAGACAAGAAAAAGGAGAAGGAAGAGACAGAAUGGACCGAUCGAGAAUACAUGACCUCUGUAUCGAACACAUACAGCUCCAAUACAUCCUCUCCAACUCAAGUUUCUCCUCCUUCAACAUCCAUCUCAUCCAUGAGAAGAAAAUCCAUUCCCAACGCUUUGAAACCUAACAUUACCAAUCCUUCUUCUAAUCCUCCAAAAUCCAAAUCUCCUUCUCCAUCACCCACACCUUAUUCAUCCUCAUCUGUGAAACCAAAGAGUGGAAAUACCAUUUCCAGAAAUCAAAGCUCCACAACAUCAAGGAGUGCUACGGCCACUUCCAACGUUGAUCAAUCGAAAGCUAAAAGUAAAUCGACCUCCUCCCUCUCUGUGAAUGCUCAUUCCAUUCCUCGAAGUACCUCUUCCCAAUCCAAGCACUGA